Jaculus jaculus (lesser Egyptian jerboa) is the source of this 4875-nucleotide messenger RNA. It is a transcript of the gene Cdyl2, whose product is annotated as chromodomain Y like 2. Bases 92 to 1588 code for a protein of 498 amino acids. Gene Ontology annotation, cellular component: nucleus. The record is from RefSeq and is a predicted model, not a curated record. Gene Ontology annotation, molecular function: transcription corepressor activity. NCBI's taxonomy places the organism in Eukaryota, Metazoa, Chordata, Mammalia, Rodentia, Dipodidae. The transcript has 7 exons.
UUUCCACGAUGGCCUUGAACUAUCUUAGCACCUCAGGAGUUCUCAUUGAAGUUCAGUAAGCAGAGCAAUUAUAUUAAUAAUUGCUUCCGUGAUGGUUGAAAGGAUUGUGGACAAGAGGAAGAACAAGAAGGGAAAAUGGGAGUAUCUGAUCCGAUGGAAGGGCUAUGGGAGCACAGAGGACACAUGGGAGCCGGAGCACCACCUCUUGCACUGUGAGGAGUUCAUUGACGAGUUCAACGGGCUGCAUGUGGCCAAGGACAAGAGGGUGAAGGCCGGGAAGCAGGCAGGCGCCUCCAGGCUUGUGCGGGACCCACGCACUCCACCUGUGGAGAGACUCUCCCACAGACCCCCAGAGGGCAAGAACAAGGGGACUUCCCACAAGAGGAAGCGGAUCAACCCUCCUCUGUCCAAGCCCAAGAAGGGGUCUUCCGGCAAGCCUCCAGGGGCUGGUGACAGGGCUGCCAAGACUGUAUCAUACAGGACUACCCCCAGUGGUUUGCAAAUCAUGCCCCUAAAGAAGGCCCAGAAUGGCCUGGAAAAUGGUGAUGCCGGCUCAGAGAAGGAUGAGAGACAUUUUGGAAAUGGGUCUAAUCAGCCGGACUUGGAUUUGAAUGACCACAUUGGAGAGCAGGAUGGCAGCGACUGUGAUGGGACCCACUCGGCGCUGGUGGAGAACGGGCUCGGCUCUCCUCUGACCAAUGGGGGCUUGAACCUGCACAGCCCCGUGAAGAGGAAGCUGGAGGCAGAGAAGGACUAUGUCUUUGACAAGAGGCUCAGGUACAGCGUCCGCCAGAAUGAAAGCAACUGUCGGUUUCGAGACAUCGUGGUGAGGAAGGAAGAGGGCUUCACGCACAUCCUGCUGUCCAGCCAGACUUCCGAUAACAACGCCUUGACACCUGAGAUCAUGAAGGAGGUCCGGCGAGCCCUGUGCAACGCAGCCACAGAUGACAGCAAGCUGCUGCUCCUCAGUGCAGUGGGCAGUGUGUUCUGCAGUGGCCUGGACUAUUCCUAUCUAAUUGGCCGGUUGUCCAGUGACCGGAGGAAGGAGAGCACACGGAUUGCCGAAGCCAUCAGGGACUUUGUGAAGGCUUUUAUCCAGUUUAAGAAGCCCAUUGUGGUAGCCAUUAAUGGGCCAGCACUGGGUCUGGGCGCCUCUAUUCUACCCCUCUGUGACAUCGUGUGGGCCAGCGAGAAGGCCUGGUUUCAGACACCUUAUGCCACCAUCCGCCUCACGCCUGCUGGCUGCUCCUCCUACACCUUCCCCCAGAUCCUGGGUGUGGCACUGGCUAAUGAGAUGCUGUUCUGUGGGCGGAAGCUCACCGCUCAGGAGGCUUGCAGCAGAGGCCUGGUGUCACAGGUCUUUUGGCCUACAACCUUCAGCCAGGAGGUCAUGCUGCGGGUGAAGGAGAUGGCUUCCUGCAGUGCUGUGGUUUUGGAGGAGUCCAAAUGCCUGGUUCGAAGCUUCCUGAAGUCAGUGCUGGAAGGUGUGAAUGAAAAGGAGUGCCUCAUGCUCAAACAGCUCUGGAGCUCUUCCAAAGGCCUAGACUCACUAUUCAGCUCCCUACAAGACAAGAUCUAUGAAGUCUGAAGGGCCUCUGCUCUCCAGGCCCCAUGCUCAAGGGCACCUGACUUUCAACUUGGCCCUGUGUUCCUGCCAUCGGAGCCCAGGUUCCACCCCAGCCAAGAGUUCAUCAAGGUGUCUCUUGACACCUAGGAUUGUGUCCAUUCCUCGUGUUCUUUGGUUGUUCCUCAUUGGUUUGAUUUCAUGUGACAGUGGGAAAUGAAGCACCCUUGGACUCCCCACAUCUCAGCCCUGCCUGAGCUGCAGAGCUUUCCAGGGCGACAUCUUCCCAGGGCUCCACUGGGCAUCACUGUCCUUUCCCUACUUGCUGAAAUGCACCAUCUUGGUCCAGGAGGGGAAGACCAUUCUCCCCCAGCCUUCCAACUCAGGCUGUGUCCAUACAGUACCUCCGAUUAGGAGACAAGGCCAUCGUGGCUACAUGAUUAAAUGUUGAUCUUGGACCAGGGAAAUGAUCAUCUUAGGAGAUUCACGGACCAACGUGCUCGUGAGUGUGUAGGCCUGGCUUCAGUCUCCUCUCCGAUGCAAUGCUGUGUGACUAUUAGGGCUUGGUAUUAAAAUCCAACCAAGUAAUUUACAAACCCAGAUAUUGUACAUUUAGAAAUGUUUUGUUAAAUAUAUAUUUUUAAAACAAUGUAAGUGGAAAUUCUGAUAAUUUAUGUGUAUUAUAUGUAAAGCUAGUUUUACAAAAAUAAGAACUACUAGGAAAAUGUUUUCUUUUUCUUUAUUUGGACUUACUUUAUUUAUUUAUUUUGUUUAUAUAUUAUGAAAUCUGUUGUUCACACAGAUUUUAUUUUCAUACUGCCCUGGACCAAAUACUAUUCAAGAUUUAUGCCGUUUGGUGCAUUCUAGCAAUGAACCACAUAGAUAGAGGUUCAGAGAUGGGAUAGAAGGAUUUCUGUGGAUUGAAAGGAACAGCUCUGUACAAGACCCUGGGUGUGUAGCUGCAAUGACAUAAUGCUAGUUCUUUACUUACGUCCUUGGAAGAAAUCAUGGUGGAAUUUUCUCUUGUACUCACUGUCUGUAAGGAGAUCAAGGGCUCUCAUAGCCCUAAUGGUCCCAAAACACACCCACUCACUGUGUGAUGUUAAGCAAGGCUGUAGAACAAGCCCCACUGGGGUGGGCAUGUAACCAAGACUAAGGUAUUUUUCUCUGGGAUGAAUGACUGAACUUGGAUUUCAGAGGCUGUUGCUCCCAUGUGAACUGUGAGUUCUGAUUUGGCCUUUGCAGAGGUUAGAAAGUGUUUCCAGCCUGCUGAGCUGUCUGCCUCAAGUUAGUAAAGAAAAAUGGAAGGGUUCUAAUUAGAGGUUCAAACUUGUUUUGGAUCCUGCACCCAGAAAAGCUAGACUGUUGGUGUAGUGGGUUGUUCUCCCUCUUCUCCUUCCUGAGUAGCCAGGAAGCUACUUUCUCAGUACUUUCUCCUGCAGGAGGCUAGCUGCCCCAGGAAGGACAAGUGGAGAGAAUACAUGGCCGUGAGAUUUGACCUCAAUAAACAGCUGAGUGUCUAUGCUAAAGCUUAGAGGAAUGCCCCUUUAAAUAGUGAAUCCCACAUGUAUAUGACUUCCUGGUCCUUAGGAUGUCUUUGGUUAGCUCUAUAGAAAGGCUUGAGAGUUCACAAAAGUUCAGGAGGAGAGGAAAUCUCUCUCUUCCUCCCUCCUUUUCCAGCCUUUGUCACCUUGGACCACAAGGAACAGAAAGGACAGCCCUCUUUGGCUGUGUUCAGCCCCUGGAAGAUGGAAUUGAAGCUUGGGUAGCUUCCUUGUGUCCAUGUAGGUUGCUGUAACAAUGUACAGCUGAGUGUAGGGAGUUAGGACAGGGGAUGUCCUGCUUCUUCCCAGAUGCCUGUUGUCCCUUCUCUCUUUGGCUAGUUAGUCUUACAUACACUUCCCCACAGCCCUUAGAUGGACAUGUUCUUGCGUGUGUGAGGGAAUCCUUACCUGUGCUUCUUCCUGUGUUGGAAAGGCCCUUUGCUUUCUGUUUAGCAAUAUGUACAGAAACAGGGUCAAGAAACUCCUUUGUGUCACUGUGCAUCUUUGUUUCCCAUAGAACCAGAAAUGUUUUAGGGUUAAACAUAGAGCUGCAAACCUCUGAACAAACCAAGGAUCUGUAAUGACUAAGGUGAGCAUAGAACCAUUUCCAAGGUAGAGUUCAUACUGCUAAUUGUAAGGAUUUGAAAGGACAAUACAUGUCUUGGUUAUUUGUGUGAACCGAAUUAGUUACUCCAUCUGCUUCAGCAUAGACUGCACUUCAGGAGUUUCUGCUUUUUAGAUAAUUAGUUUGGGCAAUGAGUAUAUGAAAUCCAGGGGACUUACAGUAAAUUGAGCUGGGAUAAAAUAUGUCUAUGGUUGUGUCAUGGUUUAUCCUAAUACCUCUCUUGAGGUAGCAUACAGACUUUCAUUUUUUCCCUUGUACCCCAAGUGUCCACUCUCUUUACCCAUGGGAUCCUUCUGCCAUUCCUGCUCCUGGGUGGGUCUUUGAGAAAUUAUGGAUAGUUUUGGCAGCCCAAACUCAGAAUUCUUUUGGAUUUGGAGGAAUAGCUAAGGGUAGGAAGUUGAAAGUACAUUCUCUUAGCCAAGAAUCUUUUUAGCAUGCCACUUGAGACUCCUUUUCCCUGUAUGCUCCACCCCUGAUGGUGGUGACCCCCAGAAUUGUUGUCAAGAUGGUCACCCUGUCAACCUUUGGAAGCCACUGCCAAAUGUGGACAUUCUGUUCAUGUAUCCCUUCUAGUUUAGAAAUAAUGUCUGAGGGUAAACACCAUCAAAUUUUCUUGCUAAGACUAAAAUUGGAUAACUAGAGGAAGGAAAUAGAGAAUUGAUUUAAACUCUCAUUCUUGUUUGAUAUAGAUUAACCUAGGAAAUGUUCUCUCCAAAGCAUGAAAGUACAUAUUCUUCCAUAUGAAGCUUAAUAUGAGGGUGAGAUGAUAAUUGCAACAGACUUUGAACAAUGCAGCUGUGUCCCUGAAUGCCCACAUUUACAAAUAGCCCUGACUAAAUGCUGACUUGCAUUUCCCAUUACUAAUAGUUGGUUUAAAAAACUUAAAAACCUUUCAAAAAAAUUUUAAAAAAUUUGUACCUUUUUUAAUUUGGCAUAUAUUCACAUUCAUGCAAUUUUCCAAUCUAGUUUCUGUAGAAAUUUUUUAACAAAGAGAAACAAACAGAAACAUCUGCAAAUCUUCCUAAGUAAAUAUUGAAAAUGAAGAAUUGCUUCUCUUCUAUGUUUUCGUGUUCAAAUACUUAGAUCUGUUGUAUAUAUUAGUCAAGAGACUCUCACUAAUAUACACAGUAUUUAAGACUCGA